GUCAAGGAGUCAAGGAUUGUGGAAUCAGGGAUCGGGGGUCCAGACUUGUGAAAUGUGAACAUGGGGAUCUAAAAUAUCACGACAUUGUUCUAGGAGAAGGCUAUAUUUACUUGGAUUGAUUAAGAAAAGAAGGGGGCGAGACGACAGGUAAGAAGAAACAGCUGAGGAGGGAAUGAGAAGGAGACCUUGGUGGCAACGGUUGGUGGCAGCACUGUCCCAGGUUAGUGCAGCUGCGGCCCCAGACUCCAUUUCCCGUGAUGCUCCGCGGCCCUCCGCAGUGAUGCGGGGUGUGGUGAGUGAAUGACUGUGUGCCGUGCGGGAGGAGGGUCUCACCGACACCAGCGGACCCGCCGCGGAGCAUCCACCGGUCGGAGGAGAGGAGGAUGCGACGCUCGCUGUGGAUCCAGAUCCAUCGGUUCUGACCUGAGGCCGGACCCGGAGCGCGCUGCUGAUGGAGCGUCGCAGCACCGACGGAUGAGAGCAGCGGACCGUCGGUGUUUUUCAGGCUCAUGUCAGCGACAAUUAGCCUCCUGGAUCUCUGACGGGCGACAGCGCCGAGCGCUUGCUGCUGUCGACCGGUUGACGGGCGCAUUGUUUUCCUCAUGAUUCAUAAUUCAUGAGGAGGAAACAGGGUCAUUAAAGAAGAUCUGUUUUUCCACAUUGUCCCCAGUGAAGGAGCAGUGAUGUCAAAGACUAAGAGCAGCGAGUCGGUGAAGGUGGUGGUCCGAUGUCGACCUUUGAACCGUAAAGAGGAGUCGAGCGGGCCGGGAGGCGCCAUCGUCCAGAUGGAUCUGAAACUGGGGCAGGUGAUCCUCAGGAACCCUCGAGCCCCCGCGAGCGAGCCCCAGAAGACCUUCACCUUCGACGCCGUCUAUGAUGGCUACUCCAAGCAGCGGGAUCUGUACGACGAGAGCGUGCGGCCGCUGAUCGACUCGGUGCUGGAGGGCUUCAACGGGACCAUCUUUGCCUACGGACAAACCGGGACGGGGAAGACCUACACCAUGCAGGGCGCGUGGCUGGAGCCCGAGAAGCGGGGCGUGAUCCCCAACGCCUUCGACCACAUCUUCACGCACAUCUCGCGGUCCCAGUCGGACCGGCAGUACUUGGUCCGGGCCUCCUACUUGGAGAUCUAUCUGGAGGAGAUCAGAGACCUUCUGGAUCCCAACCACAGCAGCGCCCGAGCGCUGGACCUCAGAGAGAGUCCCGAGACUGGUGUGUAUGUUCGGGACCUCACCUCCUGCGUCUGCAAGAGCAUCAAGGAGAUCGAGGAGGUGAUGAACGUGGGCAACCAGGCCCGAGCGGUGGGCGCGACGGACAUGAACGAACACUCGUCCAGAUCCCACGCUCUGUUCCUCAUCACGGUGGAGUGCAGCCAGCCAGGACCAGACGGGAGGAAGCACAUCCGAGUGGGACGUCUGAACCUGGUGGACCUGGCCGGGAGCGAGCGGCAGGCCAAGACAGGAGUCCAAGGCGAGCGUCUGAAGGAGGCGGCCAAGAUCAACCUCUCGCUCUCGGCGCUGGGGAACGUCAUCUCGGCCCUGGCCGACGGUCGGAGCGGCCACGUCCCCUACCGAGACUCCAAGCUGACCCGGCUCCUGCAGGACUCCCUCGGCGGGAACGCCAAGACCGUCAUGGUGGCCACGUUGGGCCCCUCGGCCCUCCACUACGACGAGACCCUCACGACGCUCCGCUACGCCAACCGAGCCAAGAACAUCCAGAACCAGCCCAGAGUCAACGAGGACCCCAAAGACGCCUUGCUGAGGGAGUUCCAGAGGGAGAUCGCUCGCCUCCGCGCCCAGCUCAACCACAGGAAGUGGAGGACCAAGCAGAAGAAGGAGGACGGGGACAGCUGGGACGACGAGUUCGAGGACGGAGACGAGGCGGAGGUGGAGAAGGAGGCCGAGGACUACGUGAAGCUGGAGGAGCAGCGGCUGGAGAUGGAGAAAGAGGCCAUCCGUGGAGACCGUUUCCUGCUGGCCGAGGAGAAGCAGAGGCUGCUGGGAGAGAAGGAGAGGAUGAUGGGAGAUCUGAGGAAGGAGCAGGAGGCCACGGAGCAGCUCACCGCCAAGUACAAGGCGAUGGAGAGCAAGCUGCUGGUGGGAGGAAAGAACAUCAUUGACCACACCAACGAACAGCAGAAGAUGCUGGAGCUGAAGCGGCACGAGAUCGCGGAGCAGACCCGCCGAGAGCGAGAGAUGCAGCAGCAGAUGCUGGUGCAGGACGACGAGACGCUGGAACUCAGGGACACCUUCACGUCUCUGCAGCAGGAAGUGGAAGCCAAAACCAAGAAACUCAAGAAGUUGUACGCCAAGCUGCAGUGCAUCAAAGCGGAGAUCCAGGACGUGAACGACGAGCACGUGCGCAGCCGCCAGGAGCUGGAGCAGACGCAGAACGAGCUCACCAGGGAGCUCAAGUUCAAGUACCUGAUCAUAGAGAACUUCAUCCCUCCUGAGGAGAAGAACAAGAUCAUGAACCGGCUGACCUUUGACCCCGAGGAGGAUCAGUGGAAGUUCCAGCGUCUGGUUGCUACAGAGAGCAAAACCUCUCAGAUGAAGAGACGUCCCUCGUCAGCGGUGGGCUACAAGCGGCCCAUCAGCCAGUACGCCAGGGUUGCCAUAGCGAUGGGCGGCCACUCCAGAUACCGGGCUGAGAACAUCAUGUUUCUGGAGCUGGACAUGACCCCGCCGACCACCUCCUCGCUGGACUCCCUCCAAAGUCCAUCCCAGGACAGUUCGCCCAGCAAGGACCGAGGCGUCCACAAGUCUCGCUCUUGGUACCAGAGCUCCAAAUCCCUCACCUCCUCGUCCUCCAACACCUCUCUGUCGGGGUGUCCCGUCGCGGCAGCCGCCGAGUGACCUCUCACCGUCGGCGUGCCGGUGGACACCGUGAAGACCUCCAGGACGUGGACCUGCUCUCCACUUGCAUGGACUUAGAAGAGACUCUGCGCAGUGUAAAUAAUAGGUGUAUUCAGGGUUUGGUGGUUUAUUCCUGUGUGCUGUCGGUGCACAGGUGAGUGCUGCACAGUAGGAAACGAUAGAAUAGUCUUUGAUGUCGUCGGUCAGACGAGGUGCGCCGAAACCUGAAUGAAGACCCCCUCGCCAUCACGCCAUCCAUCCGUGUGUCGGUUGAAAAUAAAAGCCUUAAGGUGACAACAUUGAAUUAAAAUUGGAGGCCAGUCACCUCCGGGAAGCUGGCUUUACUUGGUGUGGACGUGGGUUGUGUUCUCGAGUGAGGGGAGGACGGAGACGGACGGAUCUUGGCUCAGCAUGGCUCUGAAUGGUGGUGAAGAGUAGAGCUGAGCCAAGAGGCAAGGCACUGACCGCUGCAGGGUUCGGCAGCAUGGCAGCCUCAUCUCUCUCCACUCACUCAUGAAGCAGACCUGCAGAUGCAUGAUGCUGGAGGGAGUGGUGGAACCUCCAGGCCAACAGAAGCAACAGUUGUAACAAUGUUUUUCAUGUUGUGCUGGUCCGAUACGGAGUAAACAGGAAGGAAUCACACCUUUGAGUCUCACAGCCGCGCUGAGGGGAGUCUGGGCUGAAGCGCUAGAAUGGUUCUGGACUUCCCGAAGGUCACAGGACAAGGUCAUCACCACUCCAUUAUUGAUGCGGAGGAGAUCCAGUUGCAACAGAAGCCCCCCUGGACCGCAGCAGAACACAGAGAAGCAGCAAACCAUGUCGAGAGGUUUGUUUUCAUGGAACCUAGUUUGGAUCCGGCGACUUCAUGCGUCAAAUGAUUUAAACAACGUAGCAAACGUAAACGUAGCAACAGUCUGGAGUCCAAUUCGUGGGAUAACGGCAGGAAGGAUUCAAUAAAUGCGACUCAAGUGUCAAAACAUGGCUCAGGAUCGAGACAUGAACAUCAUCCAUGGUCUACGGAGGAGCUUCUGCGCAAUGACAACAGCACGUCAGCGGAAGUCUAGCUGGAAGUCAAUCAAACCGCCUGGAGGGAGCUAAGCUAAGGUUCCUGAACGUCGACAUGAGAGAAACCGAAACGAAAAAUGGUCUUCAAAAGCUCUAGGUCACAAGGAAAUGGAUCCUCCAGUGAAAACACAAAGAUGGCUGCUUUUGAUCUGCAUUUCUAGGUGUAGUAAAAGGAAAUCACAUUUGCACUUUAUUGUCAGCAGAAAUAUGAUGUGCAGCUUUGUCAGACGAGCGCCAGGCUCUGAUCACGGCUCUCCUCCUCCAGUUCUAGUUUGUGGCUGCGAUAAAUCUGCCAAGAAAUAUUCUGCACAUGCACAUAGACAGCGUUCCAGUGUGGAGAAACAAGGCAAAUGUUGGGUGAGCGGGAGACCAUCUUGUGGGGGAGGAUGGAUGGAGACGACGAUCAGGAAGAGAGGAAUGACUGUGGAGGAGGUGGGAGCAGUUGCCACGGCAACCUGCCCGUGGAGGGAUGUCAGCGCAGGAGGGGGUUUGUGCGAGGACGAGGUUCUGAGCCAGUGGGACUGAGCUCUCGUCUGGUACCAGGAAAUCCAAUAGAGACAGAGAGGGAGGGAGGCUGGGGACCUGAUCGAUCAUGUGCUGCCUGUGUGAUGUGAUCCGCUCAUGAUGUCAACCCUCCUGCUCCUCUCUGCAAUUGCCAUCAAUAAUUCACGCAUUUUCUGCCGCGUGUUUGUGGACCAGCGUCGACAGCUGCAGCGUGCAGUGAUCAGCAUCAGUAGCACA
Messenger RNA from Synchiropus splendidus (mandarinfish), 4661 nucleotides. Its product is annotated as kinesin-like protein KIF3C. Gene Ontology annotation, molecular function: ATP binding; microtubule binding; microtubule motor activity. NCBI's taxonomy places the organism in Eukaryota, Metazoa, Chordata, Actinopteri, Syngnathiformes, Callionymidae. The transcript has 8 exons. The record is from RefSeq and is a predicted model, not a curated record. The coding region runs from base 684 to 2855 and encodes 723 amino acids. Gene Ontology annotation, biological process: microtubule-based movement.